Molecule: messenger RNA, 1126 nt
Organism: Seminavis robusta
Lineage: Eukaryota; Bacillariophyta; Bacillariophyceae; Naviculales; Naviculaceae
Source: the annotation of a GenBank genome assembly
AUGCCCGCACCAGACCUGUCCGAGUACGAACAACCAGAGUCCACACCAUCUGCUACACCGGCACCAUCCACAAGACCCUCCCUGCCACCAACCCCAGCAGCACCGACUUCAACAACCAAUCGCCGCCAAACCACUGGCCUACCCCGAACAAAUCAACGUUCCCCACUGCACCGCCCUCUGCUCCACGCCGAAACUCUACAUAUCCAAACAGCUCUCAACUCCUCAGGCGACUUGGCAGAUGAGGUUCUGCGUUUCGGCCCCGACAGUGUCUCCAGAGAGUCCCUUCACACUCUCAAACCCGGCAAUUGGCUGACCGACGAAAUCCUUCAUAGCUACAUUGGUCGACUCCUCCAUCGUCACUCGCUUCAAGCUGCUCUCCUCACCACCUACCGACCCAGUGCAUACUUCAAAUCUUUCUUCAUGUUGACCUUGCUACAAGAGUUCUCCCCCGACCCACGACGCAACAACAUCUACAACUACGCCAGAGUAUCCCGGUGGCACAAGCGCCUUCCAAAUGAGGACCUCUUUCAACUCCAACACCUCCUCAUCCCCAUUAAUGUCAACCGAAGCCACUGGAUCUUGACUGUCAUUUACCCACAAGACCUCCGAAUCCAAGUCUACGACCCAUACCAUACCCCCCAACCAGGAUACCUCCAUGCAACGUUUCGAUUCGUCCAAGACGAGUAUUUCCGAUUGCACGGCACUGCACUACCCAACCACCACCAAUGGACCCUCCAACCCAAUGACACCUCUGCUCCCAAACAGUCCAAUGGCUGGGAUUGCGGAGUUUUCAUCCUUGCAUAUGCCGACUGCAUCCUCCGCAACACCACCCCCACCUUCCAGGAGCACGACCUCCUCUUAUACCGACAAUGGAUUGCACUUUCUCUGUUGGAAGGAGCCAUCCCCCUUGGAUGACCCCAUAAUGCAACAAUCUAUGUAGUAGGUUUCCACCUGUAGUGGAAAUGUCUGCGAGCCUCCCCCUCUAGUCGGAGGGAGGUUUUAGAGCAGAUAGUAGUAACUUAUUAGUAGUAACAGUUCCUAGGUGCUGAAAGGCGAAGGGGAGCUCUGCCACUAGUGGCAUCUCGUGUUACCCAACCCCUCUCAGCACCGGUGGAGAUUAACAAAC